GACCUUCUAUUCCCCCUAUACGGACUUCGUCAUCCAUUCGAUAGUCCGCUCAAAAAAUUGGAGCAGGGGGUCUAAAGAGACAUGGGAAAGAAGCGAAAGCAGGUGGAUGCCACCGUCGCCGCCGAUAUUGAGCCGGUGACUGAGAAAAGACCUAAAAGAACUCUUUUGGGAUGGAAAGAGGGAGGUGUACAGAAGAAAGAAAGCAAUUCUGUAGGUGUUUUCAGAAAUAAAGAGAAGGUUUUGGUCACCUCUUCUCGACGUAUCAGCUACAGGUAUCGGCAUCUGAUGUUGAAUUUGGUGUCACUCUUGCCUCAUUGUAAGAAAGACAAUAAAGUGGAGUCAAAGAACAGUAAAGGUGCGACCUUGAACGAGCUGGUUGAGCUAAAGAACUGUUCAUCUUGUUUGUUUUUUGAGUGUCGGAAAGGAAAAGACCUUUAUUUGUGGAUGUCCAAGUGCCCUAACGGCCCGUCCGUGAAGUUUCUAGUAAAUGCAGUGCACACGAUGGAAGAGUUGAAGCUUACUGGUAAUCAUUUGAAAGCCUCACGGCCUAUCCUAACAUUCUCAAGCAAUUUCGAUAAGCAUCCACAUUGGGUGCUUUUGAAAGAAAUGCUAACCCAGAUUUUUGGAACACCCAAGGAUCACAGGAAAUCUAAGCCCUAUCAUGAUCACAUAUUUGUUUUCUCUAUUGUUGAUGACCACAUUUGGUUCCGAAAUUACCAGAUAUCUUGUCCCCAUAAUGGUGCAGCACAGAAAUUAGACCGUGGAGACCUAGAGAAAAUGACCCUUGUUGAGGUUGGUCCAAGGUUCUGCUUGAAUCCAAUAAAAAUAUUUGGUGGAAGUUUUGGCGGCCCGGCUUUAUAUGAGAAUCCAUUUUAUGUUUCUCCAAAUCAAAUACGAUCAUUAGAGAAAAAACAGAAGGCCGGGAAGUACGCGAAGAAGGUGAAAGCAAAGACUAAGAGAAAGAUGCAUCAGCAGUCAAAUCCAAUGGAGGUUGAUGAAUUUGCGGACAUGUGGAAGGAGUGAUCUUUUGCUUUGGCAGCUACCACUGGCCAGCCACCUCUACCAAGAAUUAUGUCAUUUUUGGGAGUCCUCCAGCCCCUUAAACACCCUUUCUCUCCUUGCUAGUGAUUUUGCUCUACCAUCUUGAUAUAUUGGUGUCAGUCUUUAUGUAAUUCUUUCUUCUUUUGACAUCAUAUCACACAUAUAAUGUGUUUUGAACUGAACUCUUGCGGGAUUUGUAUCAUACUAUCAUGUAGUUGAGAACUUUAUCAUCUUGGCCAAAGCCACUUUUUGGAAAUUG
Messenger RNA from Cuscuta europaea, 1300 nucleotides. The record is from the annotation of a GenBank genome assembly. Lineage: Eukaryota; Viridiplantae; Streptophyta; Magnoliopsida; Solanales; Convolvulaceae.